AUGUUAUCCAAUUGUAUGACAAGUGCGAAAGUUAUAUCCAUGUCCUACAUAAGUUCGAGAGUUUCUGAAGUUGGUCUCGCUGCGUUCUUUUACAAAACUGCAUUCGGCCAGAACCGGUGCGGCGUCUCCUAUAGUUUUGCUCAACCGUGUUUAAUCGUCGGUUUCAAGAAGAUGAGUUGGUCGGUCAGAAGCAGCGUAAACGACAGCAGUUUUAGUCCGUCGAACGGAACUAACGGAAGGACGCGUAUAAUCAGAGUGAUUCAAGAGUUUCGAACUAAAUUAAGUUCUAAAAUUGACAAGGUAAAGAAAAAUCUUCCCGUGAAGCUUCUUUUCUUCUUGGUUGGAUUUUAUUGCGCGACCGCGUUUUCCACGGUUAUUGGACAAACGGGGGAUUGGGAUAUUCUAUCGGCGGGCUUAGCUGUUGUUGUUGUGGAAGGGAUUGGUGCUCUCAUGUAUAGUUCUUCUCUUCCUUUAGUUAUCAAAAGGUUAAUCUCAGUGUUUAAUUAUUGGAAAGCUGGUCUUACCUUGGGACUUUUUUUGGAUUCGUUCAAAUAUUAA
This is a messenger RNA of Lathyrus sativus (Indian pea), 558 nucleotides long. Lineage: Eukaryota; Viridiplantae; Streptophyta; Magnoliopsida; Fabales; Fabaceae. The record is from the annotation of a GenBank genome assembly.